This is a messenger RNA of Bombyx mori (domestic silkworm), 942 nucleotides long. RefSeq lists its product as uncharacterized. The transcript has 3 exons. The record is from RefSeq and is a predicted model, not a curated record. Bases 412 to 837 code for a protein of 141 amino acids. Lineage: Eukaryota; Metazoa; Arthropoda; Insecta; Lepidoptera; Bombycidae.
GACAAAUCCUCUAGGCUACGACGGCUACAAAUUAUAAAUUAUAAACGUUAUUUAAAAUACUUACGUUGUAUACAUUUUGAAGUUAUACGUAAUCAACAAAAUAUUUUUUUGCAUUAAACUAAUGUCAAAUCAUAAUUUUGCCAACCUAAAACAGAUGAUGAUUAAUCACAAUGAGGAAAACUUAAACAAGCUAAAUAUUUUUUACGUAUUUAUUACGUAAUGUACCGUUAGACUUUUUUUAAACUCCUUAUCUCGUGGCCGUUAUAAUUUAUUUGCUGAUGCAAUAUUCCUAAUUACUACACUCAACUUAAACACAACAGUGUCAAAUAAUAACUCGUAUAUUACUGUUGUUCCUUUGUUCACUUUAUUGAAUUUUAAAAUAUCUUAUUAAAAAUUUCGGUAUCAACAAAAAUGGUUUUCUUUAAAAUAACCAUUGUAAUUUUUUUACUAAAAUACGUAAUUGGAUUGCACGGGAAUGAUUUGGAAAACAUCACACCUCCUCAUUGUACGCAAGUUGCAAAAGACACAGACUAUGUAUCCAAAUUUAAAUUUGAUUAUCCAGUCUCUUAUCUUAUACCAGGUCAACGUGAAGCAUAUCAACAAAUGUACUGUAUUAACCCUGCAACAGUUAAUAAAGCGGUAGCAACAGUUUGUGAUUGGGUUUCGCCACCACAGGCUCAUUUCACUCUCGGUGAUGACUACCUACACGUAGUACGUCAAGAUCCUACUGGAAGAUACCUCGGAAAUGCGGUGAUAACUACGUAUCAAUACUGUAACCACAACAUAUCAUCUGAUUUACUUGACGCGAAGGCCCCAAUUGUUACGCAAUUUUUGUAAUGCUUAAGCUAAUUAUGUGAGAAAAUUCGAACUUCUUUGAUUAAUGUCAUCUAUUUGACUGAGUGUUGUUGAUUAAACGAAACAAUCAUUUAAUUUCUCGAAUGA